AGCUUUUGGAGCAGCGCACCGAGAGCUACUGAAACAACAACAAACCAACUGCAAAAUCAAAGCAUUCGAUUAUCAACAUGAAGGUCUUUGUCUGCUUGCUGGCCACCUUGGCUCUGGCUAAUGCCGGACAACGCGGAGGUGCAGGUGGCGGUGGCUAUCUGCCAGGCGGAGGACACGGUGGUGGCGGCGGUGGCGGUGGUGGCUUCAGGAAUGGCGCCGGACUCAUUUCGCAUGUGUCGCAGUCUCACGGCAACACAAAGGUGCACAUUGGUGGUGCUGGAGGUGGAGCUGGAGGCCAUGGUGGCGCCGGAGCCUAUGGCGGCGGCGGCGGCGGUGGUGGUGGUGGCUGGCAGGGUGCCGGUGCUAGUGCUGGUGCUGGUGCUGGCGGCUGGCAGGGAGCCGGUGCUGGUGGUGCUGGAGGUGCCGGUGGCAAUGCCUGGGGCAAUCCAGCCUCUUUCGACUAUUCUGUGAACCAUGGCGCUAGCUCCUCCGUCGGUGGCGGCUCUCGCGGUGGUGCUGGCUGGUGGAACGAUUAAGAAUACUCGCACUGCAAAACAAAUUGGAUAACCGAAACGAAUAAAUAAUU
Molecule: messenger RNA, 586 nt
Organism: Drosophila arizonae
Lineage: Eukaryota; Metazoa; Arthropoda; Insecta; Diptera; Drosophilidae
Source: RefSeq, a predicted model, not a curated record